AUGCCAGCCGCGGACGCAGCGCCGGGCACGGCUCGUGCAGCCGCGGCCUCUGGCGGCGCGCCUCCCGGGGUGCGCUCCGUCAGCGUGCUCUGGUCGUUCGGGAAAUGCCUGGGCGCGCUGCUGCCCGUCUACCUGGCUGGAUAUUACGGCUUCAGCAUCAGCGUCGUGCUGCUCGGGCUCAUGAUCUACAUGGGAUGGAAGCACAGCCGCCUGGAAAAAGUGAUGAGGCUCAAGUCUGCCAUGUACCUCCUGGAGAACGAGAUGGAAUUCACCACCGAGAAGGUUUUCAGAGCCAAGAGAGAUCUGCCUCCUUGGGUCAACUUCCCAGAUGUGGAAAAAGUGGAGUGGCUGAAUAAGAUCUUGCAGCAGGCCUGGCCCUUUAUAGGCCAGUAUCUGGAGAAGCUGCUGGUGGAAACCAUCGCUCCGGCCAUCCGCGCCUCCAGCAUUCAUUUACAGACUCUCAGCUUCACCAAGGUCAACAUCGGAGACAAGGCCGUGAAGGUGGUCGGCGUGAAGGCUCACACGGAGCACGAUAAAAGACAAGUCAUGUUGGACUUGUACCUCAGCUACGCCGGUGAUGUUGAGAUCAAUGUCGAAAUCAAAAAGUACUUCUGUAAAGCUGGAGUGAAAGGAAUCCAGCUCCAUGGAAAGCUGCGUGUGAUUCUUGAGCCUCUGAUCGGAGACGUGCCUCUGAUAGGAGCCAUCACCAUGUUCUUCAUCCGCAGGCCUAAACUGGACAUCAACUGGACUGGACUCACCAACCUGCUGGAUAUCCCCGGACUGAAUGCCAUGUCGGACACUAUGAUAAUGGAUGCAAUAGCCUCCCACCUGGUGCUCCCCAACCGCCUCACUGUUCCCCUGGUGGCCGACCUGCACGUAGCGCAGCUCCGCUCCCCUCUCCCAAGGGGUGUCGUGCGUAUCCACCUGCUGGAGGCCGAGGACCUGACCGCCAAGGAUACUGUCAUCAAGGGCCUAAUUGAUGGGAAGUCCGACCCGUACGCGGUGCUGCGCGUGGGAACCCAGAUCUUCACCUCUCAUCACGUGGACAGUAACCUGAACCCACAGUGGAGGGAGAUGUAUGAGGUGAUUGUCCAUGAAGUACCUGGUCAGGAGUUGGAAGUGGAAGUAUUUGACAAAGACCCCGACCAGGAUGACUUCCUGGGGAGGGUCAAAGUGGAUCUUGAUAUUGUGAAAAAGGCCAGAAUCGUGGACGAUUGGUUCAAUCUGAGGGACGUCCCAUCUGGCAGCGUCCACCUCCGGCUGGAGUGGCUCUCUCUGCUGUCCUCUGCUGACAGACUGAGUGAGGUGAUUCAGAAGAACCAGAAUCUGACCAGUAAGACGGCUGAUCCUCCAUCUGCAGCCAUCCUGGCCAUCUACCUUGAUCAAGCUUUUGACCUGCCUAUGAGGAAAGGUAACAAGGACCCGAGCCCACUGGUGCAGAUUUCCAUUCAAGAUACGACUAAAGAGAGCAAGACUUGCUACGGGACCAACAGCCCAGUGUGGGAGGAUGCUUUCACCUUUUUCAUUCAAGAUCCACGCAAACAAGAUAUCGACAUUCAAGUGAAGGAUGACGACCGGGCUUCAUCUCUGGGCAGCCUGUCGAUCCCGCUCACCCGCCUGAUGGCCACCGCUCAGCUCACCAUGGAUCAGUGGUUCCAGCUGGAGAACUCGGGUUUGGGCAGCCGCAUCUACAUCAAAAUCGUACUGAGGGUGUUGUGGCUGAGUGAGGACGCCACCCCGACCACCCCCUCCCCCCGUCCGUUAGACCCCGGGUCCGGUGGGGGUCCGGGAGGGAUCACGGCCGAGCUCAACCCUUUGGGGCCCGGUGGGCUGAGUAAACCUCUCCCAUCGCGGCCGCAGCACACCACCCCCGACCCGGAGUUUGGUACCGAGGGAGUGUUACGCAUCCAUCUGGUGGAGGCCCAGAACCUCAUCGCUAAAGAUAACUUCAUGGGGGGCAUGGUGAAGGGGAAGAGCGACCCCUAUGUGAAGAUGCGUGUCGCUGGGAUGACUUUCCGGAGUCACACCAUCAAAGAAAACCUCAAUCCGGUCUGGAACGAGCUGUACGAGGUGAUUUUGACUCAGCUUCCAGGACAAGAGAUCCAGUUUGAGUUAUUUGAUAAAGACAUUGAUCAGGAUGACUUCCUUGGGAGGUUCAAGCUUAACCUGAGAGACAUCAUCAGUGCACAGUUCAUUGAUACGUGGUACACUCUGAAUGAUGUGAAGUCUGGUCGGGUUCACCUGGUGAUGGAGUGGCUGGCCAGAGUCUCUGAACUCCCCAGACUGGAGCAGAUCCUCAUGUACCAAUCCCAGCAGUCUUACCAGAACAAGGUCGUCCCGUCCACGGCGGUGCUGUUUGUGUACAUGGAGCGGGCACACGGACUGCCGUUGAAGAAGAAUGGAAAGGAGCCCAAAGCCGGUGCAGAAAUCAUCCUCAAAGGUGUUUCACACAAAACAAAGAUUUGUGAGCGUUCCACAUCUCCACGAUGGGAUGAAGCUUUCCAUUUCUUGGUUCGUGACCCCAGAGAUGAGACAUUAACGGUCAAGCUCUCCCACAGCUGGGGCCAGUCUCUCGGGACCUUGACCCUUCCUCUGAGGGAGGUGCUGCUUGAACCGGGCUUGGUUGUGGACCGCUGGCUGGGGCUGGAUGGCGCUCUGCCAGAGAGCCAGAUACUGCUGAGGGCCAACCUCAAGAUCUUGGACACUCAGCUGGCGUUGUGUCGUCGGGAUGCAGGGGACGCCAACGGAGAUGAAGUCAUUCCCAGAUGGGACCCUUCCCAUCUCGACCUCAGACACAGAAACGCAUUCACCAUCAUUGGUGAAAACCAAAGCUCAGUUGGCCAGGUGAAGCUCUCCAUCGGCUACUCCGCUGAAGAAAGCAGGCUCUACAUCACUGUUCACUCCUGCAGAGCUCUGGCGGCUUGCUCCAAAGACGGUGCGGAUCCUUACGUGACCUUCAUCCUGCUGCCUGAUAAGAAGGCUUCCACCAAGCGGAGGACGGCCACCAAGAAGAGAGACCUCAACCCCGAAUUCAACGAGAGGUUUGACUUUGACUUUACUCUGGAGGAGUCCACACAGAGAAGACUGGAUCUGUCUGUGAAGAACAGUGUCUCCUUUAUGAGCAGAGAGAGGGACCUCAUUGGGAAGCUGCAGCUGGACCUGGACCAAGUCGACAUCAAGGCUGGUGUCACACAAUGGUUCGAUUUGGUAGCAGAGACCAACUAGAAGAUCGGACGCCCGACCUUCGGUACUAUAUAACGUAGACGUUGCUUCUGUGAGCUGUGAUUUUCGUGUUUGUGUAUUCAGCUUAAAUGGAAAGUUUUACCAUCACCGCAGAAAAAAAAGUGACCUAUCUGCCGCACAAAAAGUCAUCAGUAUUUAUGACCAGAACUUUACACGUAGCUUUUCAUUCGUGACGUGUUCUUUGUGCUGGAUUCACUCUGUCCCGGACAGACAUUUUGGCUGAGUAGAUAUUUGAUAUUAACGCAACUAUGUUGCACGACAAACCAAGGUUAUAUGUGUUUCGUAGCAUGGAAAAGUCCUCUUUGAAUUUUAUUUUGAAAAAAGGGCUUAUGCUGUGGUCUGAAAGAGAUUAAUUUUAGUUUUAUUUUUUACAGUCUCCAAACAAAUCCCAAUAUUGCUUUGUUUAUAUACAUUUAUAUUAUUGCCUUAAGUAUUACGAAACUGUGCACAGUUAUCAGUGUUUAUGAAAUGUGUUCCAGAUGAAGUUUUAUAUGUUUUAACCAGAGCUCUCUGAAUGUUACUUUUAUAAACCAGAGUAUUACAAACCUUACACCCGCACAUUGCCACUUGAAUACAGAGGUAUGGAACUGUAAGCAGAGUCUAAAUCACUGUGCUUUUAUGAAGAGAAAACUUUGUAAAUGUUGAAAAAAAAAAAAAGAAAAAACAAAAAGCCCUGACCCGCUGGUGUUUUGACACCCAAAGCUUCACUGUGCUUUUACGUGUUUGUGGCGCUAAAUGCAAAAGGCUGAUGCGGUCAGCCAUGUUUGAUUUUUUUUUGCAAGGAAAAGCUGUUACAAGAUGCAGUACUGUGCAAAGGUUGUAGAAAUUAUGAGUAGUGCUUUAAAAUACAAUGUGUUCUGAAACAUCAAUGUUUAAAUUUCAAUAUAGUUCUUCAGAAAACAAUUGAGCAUUUCUUGUAACCACCUUUUUCUUUUUUGGAAAAAAAACUGAUUGAAUUCUUCUAAGUACACUUCGAUUUUUUGAAAAAACACCACAGAGGUGGUGUGGAUGUGUGGAUGUAGACCGUCUCCUUAUGUAUUCCCAGGGCUCUGUGGGGUCUCGGCACUCACUGCUCGUCUUUACACUUAACAUCUUGCUUACUGAAAAUGAUCACACAUACAACUUCAAGAUAAUUGAAUAUCACAUCGGGGUGUAGUGGUUACAACUUUCUCCUCAAACUGAGAAUAUUUCUGGUCUGAGGUUCUUUUUGAAUCUGUGUUUGCCGGUUCUCUGACAACUCCUGUUUCCUCCCACAGUUCAAAACUUUAGAAAUUAAUCAGUGACUUUCAGUUUGUGGUUUACAUUUCUGUUCAUUAUGAUCAACUCCAACUACCCAGAAUUGGAUAAAUCAGUGUACAAAGCAUGAGUGUAGGAUACCCUCGUUGAUGGUAUUGCAUGGUAGAUAAAAAGCAUUUUUUUUUUUUUACACUUGCUUCAAAUGUUUUGCACAGUACUGUAUAUGAGUAGUGGGAGAGAAUCAUUUUACCACUAUGAUCUAC
Messenger RNA from Salarias fasciatus (jewelled blenny), 4742 nucleotides. It is a transcript of the gene esyt1a, whose product is annotated as extended synaptotagmin-like protein 1a. Gene Ontology annotation, molecular function: phosphatidylcholine binding; calcium-dependent phospholipid binding; phosphatidylethanolamine binding. The record is from RefSeq and is a predicted model, not a curated record. Gene Ontology annotation, cellular component: endoplasmic reticulum membrane. Gene Ontology annotation, biological process: lipid transport. The transcript is spliced from 31 exons. NCBI's taxonomy places the organism in Eukaryota, Metazoa, Chordata, Actinopteri, Blenniiformes, Blenniidae. Bases 1 to 3225 code for a protein of 1074 amino acids.